CUUCAAAAGCGCCUCACUGUGCUGAGGAAUUUGCUGAGAAAGGUUUUUUUCCUGACCACCGAAGUGCCGGCUUUGUCCCAAGAGCAGCUUGUGAACUAUGAUGAGAUGGUGGAGCUUCAUUAUGACGUUUUGGUGAAAUCGGGUAUCAAAAUUUCACCCGACAACACCUUCAAGCGCACGGCGCAGCCAGGCACCGGAAACACAGCGGCGCAACUAGGAAGACACAAAAAUCGCAAUGGUCGUGACCUCCAGAAGAGUUCAUCUUCUUUCCUCGCCUCCGCUUCCGGUGGAGCAGACAACGGAACGGGCUCCGCACGCUCUCCCGGAGGUGGCCACGGCUACAACAGUCGUCAGGGGCAUCAACCCGCCCAGGGAGAGAUGUGGCCACCGAGUUUAAAGCGUAGGCGCAGCACGGACGAAGAUGCUGUCGACCACCAGCACCACGCGUGGCCGUCGCAGGUGGAACCGAGGUCGCUCCUGCCACCGACCAGACCUAUGUUUCCGGACAUAACCCCCUUUCCGCUACUCGUGCCAGCCAGCGACGACUACUACGACGUGUUGAACGUCAGAGACGAAGACGACGACGAUGACACCGAUAGCACAUCGAGCACAGACCAACGGGCAGCGGACGACAAGAAUGUCGCAGAGGAAGCCCUUUCUUCUCGCUGCGAAGUGAACCCGGAAUGGAUCGACAUCGACUAUGCCAGACAUGUCGCUGCGGUCGAAAGGAUUUUGACGGAAGAUGAACCGCUGGAGCAGGGUUGUGCCAAUGGUGCGGCCACCGGUUCAGAAGUACUAGAGGAAAACUACAGUCCGCCGGGCUUGGGACCAGCACGUCAUCAGCUCCGGCGUCCGUACAAUUCCGCCUCCAUGAAUCUUCACGCCAGAGCCUUGCCAGCGUAUCUGCAGGACGAAGAGGAAGAUGCGUUUUUCACACGAAAUCUGAACCUGAGCGGAGUUGCGCCGCCUAGCGUCGAGCCGCCAUACUGGGGGCCCGGUGGGCGUGCGUGCUUGGCUCAUUACUGGGCAGCGCCGCCGUCUUCGCAACAUAGAACGACCUCGGGCCUUGCGCUAGAUUAUGACGAGUAUGAUGAGCCAGCCGACGACGAUAGUAACUCGAGCUUCAGCGUAGUUGACAGUUCGGCGGAGCGGUCUCCGCACGAGGGGGUCAUGCAAGAAGACACCGCAACAUCCUAUUUGUCCAACACAGAGUUUUUCCCCCAGCAAGGUCUUGUUCCCGACGUGCAACUGGCAUCCUACUACCUCUGGGCGCGGGCGGACGCUGGGCUUGAGCGAGACCAUUCCCCGCUCCGCAGUCCGCGUCGGAACCGCUCCGGAUCGGUCUCCUCGGUAUCCAGUGCGCCGUCUAGGGGAGUACGUCCGCGGAGAAAUCGACGGAGAAGUCGGUCAGCGACGCGGCGAAGGCGAAGCGAGUCUGUUGAGUCCGUGGAGGGGAACAAGGAGGUGCCACUAUACUUUUCAUGCAGUCGUGGAGGUCAUCCUCAUCUUCUCUGCAGCUGCACUUUAUGUAUGAUUCUUUGAAGACAUACACAUAGUUAUUGACUUGAACUCCUACAGUAGUUUUCUAGGGCUACUGCAAUGAAAAUAUAAAACAUCAGAGCAAAGAAAGUAAAAUUGAAAUCCACCAAUCGCAGGACGUCGAGAUGGUAGAUUCCCGCGACGCGAGCGCUGCGCGCAAAUCCGCCGAGGUGAUGCACGCGCAGGCGGAAGCGAUUUCGUACCUCGUCCGGGAGGCCCACUACGAAAAAAAAGACAAUGCGGCCAGAGCGGCGCGCCCGCGCGGGAUUUUCCAAAGCUUCGGGGCGAAUCUGAAUCGGAACGCGCAGCUUUUUCCGCGGUACAAUCCCCUGUCCGCAGCCUACGCCGGUUCCACUCUGGACGAUCCCACGAGUCCGGGUGGUGACAAAUCGUUCGGGAGAGCAGGAGGAGAAGAUUUGUCAGAAGUUUUCACCACCGUUUCGCUGAAGCACCGAAGGGAACUGCGGCCCACCUCCCGGACGAUGCAAUCAUGGCACAGAGGCCCCGGAGCAAGACGUAAAAUUGCUUCUGACCAUGCCGCAGCGGAGAUGAAUUAUUCCAAAGGGAAGGGCCCGCUGAAUAAAGCAGCGCACCAUCCGAAAGCGGACGCAACAUCAGUUCUGACACAGGAACAACAAGCCUUUUAUGAGCCACCGGAGGAAGACGCGUUGUUGAACCUAUGAAAGUGCACAACUCCCCCUCCGCCUCAUUUGUAUAGCAUGAACGGCAAUACAAGCGUCAGCCAGAGUGCCGGUUUUGCAUGACAGAUUAUUUACACUGGAGAGUAGUGCUAUUUGGGCUGCCAGAACUUGUCAUGCAAACAGUGCCACAUGACAGCGACUAGAUUCGGGGUUUUGCAUGACAAACGAGGGGGAGGGGGAGUUGUGCACUGCUAUAGAACCCGAGCAGUCACUACCUGAUGCUGGUGAGCAGACCCCAUCUGCGGAUGCAGCAGAUGUCGCAGAAAUCGCUGCUGUCGGUCAUUCUGGACGCGGGCCAGCAGGCCCUGCCGAAGAUUCUGGAGUACCACCAGUGGUGCGUGGACCAGGACAAGGGUCUCUCCACGGGCAACUGGUCGCUGACCACGGCCGUUGUCGGCGACACGCUGCCGGUCACCCUGGAUUCGCCUCCGGAAUUCGCCUACGCCAGCAACUUCGUUUGUCCGGUUAUGCAAGAGAAAAACUGUGUAAGUGUAAAUCUGUAAUGCAGAACACGCAACAGAUUUACACCUGUCAUGCCAGACAGCCACGAAGUUCUCUUUUCAUGUGUGUUUUCCCUUACAAGCCACGCAUGACAGGUUUUCUCUGUCAUGUAGAGCAAAUUUGUGAUGCUGUCAGCCAAUGAUACUUACACUAACACAGUUUUUUUCUUGGAUAGCGGUCAACCGUUCGCUGACCAGAACUCCCUACCUCCUCGCGUGCGGCCACGUCCUGUCCAGGGAGUGCGUGGACCGUCUGAGCAGAAACGCGCGCGCCUCCUUCAAGUGCCCCUUCUGCCCGCGCCAGCAGAACUCCGCGGCCGCCCUGCCCAUCAAAUUUGCGCAGAACUAUUGAGAAGCCAUUGAUGCGCCGGGUAGGAGGAAGUGAGGACGAGAUGACAUGAGACUCUUCUCUACAGAGGCACUGCUGCCACACGAUGUUUAUUUUCCACCUGGAUGAACAACAGUUCGUUCUUCUUUUCGACUCGAACAUGAAGCACGGCCACAGACUAGUACACUCGGACUGCCUUCUUCGUGAAGUAAGUACAAAUCUUCACAGUGCUCG
Messenger RNA from Amoebophrya sp. A120, 3302 nucleotides. Lineage: Eukaryota; Dinophyceae; Syndiniales; Amoebophryaceae. The record is from the annotation of a GenBank genome assembly.